Zea mays is the source of this 2094-nucleotide messenger RNA. RefSeq names its product transcription factor SCREAM2. The transcript is spliced from 4 exons. The record is from RefSeq and is a predicted model, not a curated record. Gene Ontology annotation, biological process: regulation of DNA-templated transcription. Gene Ontology annotation, molecular function: DNA-binding transcription factor activity; protein dimerization activity; sequence-specific DNA binding. Lineage: Eukaryota; Viridiplantae; Streptophyta; Magnoliopsida; Poales; Poaceae. Bases 328 to 1887 code for a protein of 519 amino acids. Gene Ontology annotation, cellular component: nucleus.
UGUAAGUAUCGUCUCAAGCGUCCGAUUUUGAGCGCAAGGUCCGGAUUGCUUACCAUGGAAGCGAACGCGAGUAGAAGCGAAGGGGCCAAGGCCCAAGGGGGCCAAGAGCGCAAGGUCCGGAUCAGCUGAAGGGCAGUCUCGUUUUUUCAUGCUUGUCCACUCUCCAGUCUCCACGGUGCCAGUACACAGCACUUCGCCUCCAUACAGCACUUGAGCACUGGCAUCCUGCUCUGCCAGAGAGAACUCAGACGCGCCCGGUGUCCUCUGCAGCUCUGCCACCCCCAAGAAAGCGAGGACGACGGCUCGCCCUCGCGCGGCGCCUUCAUCAUGCUCCCGCCGUUCGGCAACCCGCUCUGGGUACCGGAGGACAUGGACGACCAGCAGCAGCACGCGCCUCCGCCGACGCCCAUGGAGUUGCUGACGGUGCCGGCGCAGGGGCACGAGGAGCAGAACCUCCUAGCCCUGGCCUCGGCCGCCGCCGUUGCCGGGGCCGGAUGUGUUUUCAGCUCACCGGCGAUGCUCGAUGACGACUGGUACUUCGACCCCGUGGCUGCGGCCGCCGCCACCGGCGCGCAGGGGCACCUGCUCCUGGCGCCGCCGGGGCCGGUGCCCGGCCCCGGCGCCGGCUCGCAGAUGUUCUCCCUCUUCAACGUUGGCGGCGCCGCGACGUUCGACGUCCAUGGGUUCGACAUUGGCCUCGGCACGCUCGGCGGCGGGUCCGGUGGCGACCUGGUCCCGUUGGCGGGUGCAGGGAACACAUCGAAUUCCGCGUCCUUUUCCAUGUCCCUGAACGCCGGCCUCCUCGCCUCCUCGUUCGGCGGCUUUGGCACAGCGCCGGCGCAAAUGCCGGACUUCGGCGGCCUGGGCGGGUUCGACAUGUUCAACAACGGCGCCGGCUCCUCCUCCGCGGCGCCCCCUCCUGCCUCGGCGUCCCUUACGGUGCCGUUCUCCGGGCGCGGGAAGCCCGCCGUGCUCCGCCCGCUGGAGACCUUCCCGCCCGUGGGCGCGCAGCCGACGCUGUUCCAGAAGCGCGCGCUGCGCCGCAACGGCGGCGGGGAGGACUACGACAAGAAGCGCAAGGCGGAGGCCACCGCCGCGGCUGCGGGAGCUUCGUCGGCCUGUGGCGGUGACGACGCUGAGGACGAUGACGGCGGGAGCAUCGACGCGUCCGGGCUCAACUACGACUCGGAGGACGCCUGCAGGGGCGUCGAGGAUAGUGGAAAGAAGGACGGCAAGGGUUCCAACGCCAACAGCGCGGGCGACGGGAAAGGUAAGAGGAAGAGGUUGCCGGCCAAGAACCUCAUGGCGGAGCGCCGUCGCCGGAAGAAGCUUAAUGACCGGCUCUACAUGCUCCGAUCCGUCGUGCCCAAGAUCAGCAAGAUGGACAGGGCCUCCAUUCUCGGCGACGCGAUCGAGUACCUGAAGGAGCUGCUGCGGAAGAUCGAGGAGCUCCAGAACGAGGUGGAGUCAUCAGCAUCCCCAGCUUCCACGGCCUCGCUGCCUCCGACGCCCACGAGCUUCCGCCCUCUGACUCCCACGCUGCCCGCCCUACCAUCUCGCGUGAAGGAAGAGCUGUGCCCGAGCGCGUUGCCUAGCCCUACUUCCAAGCAACCAAGGGUUGAGGUGAGGACGACGAGGGAAGGGCGGGAGGUGAACAUCCACAUGCUCUGCGCUCGCAGGCCUGGGCUUCUGCUCGCUACCAUGAGGGCAAUCGAAGGGCUCGGGCUCGACGUCCAGCAAGCUGUUGCCAGUUGCUUCAACGGGUUUUCCUUGGACAUCUUCAAGGCUGAGCUGUGCAAGGACGGCCCAGCGCUCCUCCUCCUGCCAGAAGAAGAGAUCAAGUCCGUCCUCCUGCAGUCUGCCGGGCUCCAUGGCGUGGCGCCGUGACGCCGGACGGCAGGACUGCGUGCUCACCCAGCCGCCAAAGAAGAAAAUAAAAAGGGAACGAUGUAGCUUCUGUCAGAUCUGUCCCUUCUCCCUGUCCUGUAUACAUUGGAUGGCUCUUUCUGUUUGCCGUGGUGGCUGGCUCUGCCCGGCCAAAACAGUCGCGUGGUUGUGGUUCGCUGCAGCCGAGAGAACUGUUCCCUUUCUCUC